AUGCCUGAUAUGGGCCACAUCGUUGCUACGAUGUACCAGAUUCUGUUCGUGACCUUGUCAGCUAAGGGGUGCUCCACAUACCUUCCUCUCACCGGUCUAGUGCCACAUCCGUCUGAGCACCAGAUUGUAUGUUUUCCCCUUGUCAACAACAACCAUUGGGUGAAGGCGCAUAUGUCAAGUAACUUUCCUUUGCCGGUGAUCAAUCCACAAUGGCGCUAUCAUUGUACCGUUGAAGCUUGUGGUUGGGAACGACCAUACCUUGAUCGCAUGACCAGAUUUGUGGAGAACAUACCGCAGAGCGAUGAAGUCGUAGAUCUCGCUGAUGACUAA
Messenger RNA from Lotus japonicus, 330 nucleotides. RefSeq lists its product as uncharacterized. The transcript has 2 exons. The record is from RefSeq and is a predicted model, not a curated record. Bases 1 to 330 code for a protein of 109 amino acids. NCBI's taxonomy places the organism in Eukaryota, Viridiplantae, Streptophyta, Magnoliopsida, Fabales, Fabaceae.